Molecule: messenger RNA, 2115 nt
Organism: Meira miltonrushii
Lineage: Eukaryota; Fungi; Basidiomycota; Exobasidiomycetes; Exobasidiales; Brachybasidiaceae
Exons: 1
Coding region: 1-2115 (704 amino acids)
Source: RefSeq, a predicted model, not a curated record
AUGAAUAUGCGUCCUUGGCCUCCACGGUUAUACCUUGCCAUUGAUUGUGGUGGCACAAAAGCGGCUGCAGCGAUUUGCAAUGAACAAGGAGAAAUCGUUGGACGUGGUCAAGGAGGACCGGCGAAUUAUACAGAUAUAGGCUUAUUGCCUUUCCUGGCAAGUGUUGAAGAUGCAGUCAAGAUUGCACUUGAAGGAGCAAGAUUGUUCUAUGCCGAGUUGAAUGAUCAAAUUCAAUGGCAAAUACUUGAUCAACAAUCUACUUCUACCGAUAGCAUACACUCAUCUUUUCAUCGUCAAAUCGAUGACGAAGAAGAAGAUGACGAUGGACGUAAAUCAACACAUUCUGCUUUAACAAUCGCGGAUGCUUUGGCCAGUAUAAAGCCAAACUCUCUAACUCACCACACACCUUCGCCAUCAAUACAAGCAGCUUGGCUGGGAAUCGCAGGCGUGGAUAGCCCUGCAGAUGUGACCACGCUCAGUCCACAUCUUGCCACGUUAUUCUCUAUUCCACAUCCAAGUAAUCGAUUAAUCGUUGCGAAUGAUACAUCCCUACUUGCAUCUCCUAUCGCUGAUUCAUUACGACCGGAGAUCAAGAGUGGGGUGGUAGCGAUUGCCGGGACAGGAAGUAUUGUGAUGAGCUUUAGACGGAAACGAAAUGGAAUGCUGGGAGUAUUGGGAAGAGUUGGUGGAUUUGGUUGGUUGAUCGGGGAUGAAGGAAGUGGAUAUUCUGUUGGAAGAACAGCAGUCAGAAGUGUACUUGACCUUACCGAUCAUGAAAGGCUGCGUAUGGAAGAUGAACGUAGUAUGAUGAAUGCCGAAGAGGAGGAGGAUUCUGAACUUGAUGAAGAUGACGCCCGUGAAGAUGGGUCAACACAAAUUGAAGAUACUGCUACUACUUUCGAGAUGGAUAUGACGAGAAGGAUGUCUAAAGAUGGUGAAAUCACUUUACCAAGUACUCCUCCUAGAGGUCAUCUUUUGCGAGAUCGUAUUCUACAACAUUGGGGCUUAAUAUCAACCGAUGAGCUACUACGAGCUGUAUACUUUGACGAUGCACAAUGCGGUCAGCCAAACGGUCGUGGAGUGCCUGCUGCAGCUUCCAAUCCAUCCAAACAAUGCGUCGCUCCCGUGACCGAUCGUGUCGAUCAACUUUCCAAAACAGAAUCAACUCUACGCGACGAUAUUCAAUCCACCUUAACAAAGCGUUUCAACGUUGCUCAAAUCGAAAAGAACAAUAGCACAGAUUCAAAUUUGAGUCGAAAAUUGACUUUAUUACCCACGCGAACUGCACGAACAAGUUCUUCUAGCAUGACGGAUGAGCCACCUUCUGCCAGUUUAUUACCGCCAACUGUUCAUACUUUGGAUGUUGAAACACGAUUACGCGGAGUUUCACCUAUUCCUUCACUUAGCUCGAGUCCUGGAAGUCGUUCUUCCAACACAUUUUCCGAUGUUGCCAAUAGCAGUACCGCACCUUCACCUGCAUUCACAAGAGAAAACAGUACAAGUAGAUGCGGUCAAACGAGAAUGUCUCAAGAUGAACCUUUACGCACUACAGCCGAAUUGAGCUCUGGCUUGGCAACAGAAAUUACCAGCGCUUCUUCUUCUUUAUCCAUGUCAGCAGGUAGACAUGGUAUUGAACCUGUAAGCGUUCAUCGGCGUAAAGAGACGGAAGAAGAAAAGGGUGAAAAGUCAAAUGGAUGUGGCUCGAUGAGCACGAGUAAUGCUUCAACCGGAAGUGCAGAAGGCAAGCAUCCACGAUCCACAUUGGAACGCAAACACAGAUUAGCAUCUUUGGCUCCUUUAGUGUUUCAUCUAGCAUUUACGCAUAAUGAUGCAGAAUCACUGGAAAUCUUACGAACGCAAGCACAUUUUAUGGCAAAGCAAAUCGAAAAGAUUUGCAAAGUUGAUCGAACGGCCAGGGCAUAUCUGAAUGUGAAGAAUAGCGUUUUAUGUUUAGGUGGUAGUUUGGUUGGAGUGAAGAAUUACCGUGAAUUGUUGGUCGAACAAUUGGCAAGUUUAGGUAUCGUUUUUGCUCGUGUUGAAUUUGUCGGAGAUCCGGCAAAACGUGGUGCGAUUGCUUUAUCGCAUGUAAUGGAAAGGGCUCGUGAAGAGAAGUGA